Messenger RNA from Chara braunii, 1011 nucleotides. The record is from the annotation of a GenBank genome assembly. Lineage: Eukaryota; Viridiplantae; Streptophyta; Charophyceae; Charales; Characeae.
AGAAGACCUGUGAGCCACCUCCACCAUCUUAAGUUUGCCUUAAUCGUCUCUCCCCCAAGCUCGAUCCUCUGCCGUCUCUCUGCCUCCCGCUCCCACUCGCUCUCGAAGUAGGUAGACGAUGGCGCGCCCGAGCACUAGUGUGUUGCUGGCCAUGGCGCUAGUUUGCNCCGUCUCUCUGCCUCCCGCUCCCACUCGCUCUCGAAGUAGGUAGACGAUGGCGCGCCCGAGCACUAGUGUGUUGCUGGCCAUGGCGCUAGUUUGCGUUGCCCUCUGCGCCGCGAUCCCAUCCGUCCAUGGUCUCCGCCGCCUGACAUCGGGUUGUGGCGGUUGUCCGUCGUCCUGCGAGACGGCGCUGAAGGGCUGCGAUUUCUACUUCUAUGGUCACCAGAACAACGUGCCGAAGAUCAAGCUCAUCCGAAAGGGAGACAAUACCAUCUACGUCCAAUGCGGCCAUAUUCUGCACCGGGAUGGGUACGACACUCGCCCUGUGAAGGUUGUGAACUCGGCCAACUGCGCGAUUCUCCAGGGCCAGAAGUGGAACACGAAUGCGUGCCAGCAUCGGCUCUACGGCAACGGCAGGCACCUCGCAUCUCGCGAGUUCAACGUUGGCAAUCCCAGCGACUUCCUGAACGCGUGCAUCAAGGUCCAGAUCAGCGCGGCGCAGUACGAGGACGGAGGAAACUUCAACAACGGGCACAAGAACCCUAGGGCCUGCAUCGUGGUGAAGACGGACAAGACCUUCCGGUAACUGCCGUGGAUCGGCCGAGACUCGAGAGAAGAGUGUUUAUUUACGCAAAUCAUACUCUAGAAGACGCUUCCAAAGAAGGGAAGCAAAAAAAAACUAGAAGACCUGUAGAUAGGGUAGGGUAGGGUAACGCGUAGUCACGGCAGGCAUGUACGCGAGGACACACACGUAGCGACCCCGCAGAAGGAGGAUGGUAGAACUCACGCAUGAAUGAUGGUAAAUUAGAGUAAGGCCUACGUCUGCUACAAUAAAUGGGAUCACUAAGC